CUAUUAAUCCCCCGCUACGCGCCUCCGCUCCCACAUUAAGGCCAAACUUCUUCCUCCUCGGACUGACCGAUUCCCUCGAGACCCGAGCGAGCGCCUGCCCCCGCCGCCUCCCUUCGCUUCCCAGCUCGCUCGCUCACUGGUGCUCGCCCGGCUCGAUCGACCGGCAGAGAUGGGCAGGCAGCCGUGCUGCGAGAAGGUGGGCCUGAAGAAGGGCCCGUGGACGGCGGAGGAGGACCAGAAGCUCGUCGCCUUCCUCCUCUCCCACGGCCAUUGCUGCUGGAGGCUCGUCCCCAAGCUCGCAGGGCUGCUGAGGUGCGGGAAGAGCUGCCGCCUGCGAUGGACCAACUACCUGCGCCCCGACCUCAAGCGGGGCCUCCUCUCCGACGACGAGGAGAAGCUCGUCAUCGACCUCCACUCGCAGCUCGGCAACAGGUGCGUGUCCAGCUCGAUUCCGGACAUUUUUCUGCAUGUUCGCGUCGUGAAUUCUCUUCUUGUGCUGCGGCGCAGAUGGUCCAAGAUCGCGGCGCGGCUGCCGGGCAGGACGGACAACGAGAUCAAGAACCAUUGGAACACCCACAUCAGGAAGAAGCUCAAGAAGAUGGGCCUCGACCCCGUCACCCACCAGCCCGUCGCCGCCUCCCGCGCCGACCCCCUCGAGGACCUGCAGCAGGAGCACUGCGAUGACAAGGCCUCGUCCCAGGAAUCGGCCGGCUCCGGCACCGGCGCUGGCGCCGAGGAGGAGGCGCCGACGAGCGCCGAGCCGAAGCAGGGCGCCGCCUGCUCUGUCUCCACCGCGUCGGCCGUAUCGCCGUCCCCCUGCUCCUCCUCCUCCGCCUCGGCCUCGGCCUCCGCCGCCACGCCCGGCGGCGCCGACGUGGACUGGCCGGACCCCCUCGACCUCUUCCAGGUCGACGCAAUCAUCGACAUGGACUGGGCCAGCAUCCUGUCCGGUAGCGGCGGCGGCGGCGACAUUGGCGUCGAUCUCUUCGACCAGUGCUCCGACGUUGGCUUCGAUCAAGAGGUGUGGAUGUGAUCCUGACGAUAGCGUUUGAGGGUUAGAGUAGAUUGUGCCAGGAACACCUCACUUCUUUCCUUCUAGCUGUUUUCCUCUCACUCUCACUCUCACUCUCACUCUCUAUGUGCUCUGAUUUCUUUGGUAUCUUGGGAGAGAAUUUGUCCAUGUUCAUGCAUGCAUGCAUGCAUACUUGUUGAUAACGAAUGAGAAAAAUGGCGAGCGUGGUUUGUGAAAA
This is a messenger RNA of Triticum aestivum (bread wheat), 1250 nucleotides long. RefSeq names its product MYB-like transcription factor ODO1. Bases 170 to 1033 code for a protein of 287 amino acids. The transcript has 2 exons. NCBI's taxonomy places the organism in Eukaryota, Viridiplantae, Streptophyta, Magnoliopsida, Poales, Poaceae. The record is from RefSeq and is a predicted model, not a curated record.